UCUGCGCUCCGCCUGUUAUGAAUUCGGCGUCAUGUGAUCAGUUGCUGCGGAUCAUGUGAUCUGGAACCGGAAUCGCUGAGUUUAGGAUGGAGGCGGUUUUGGAGCAGCAGCUGCGGGAAACGAUGAAGAACCCGGCAAUUAUAGGAGUCCUCUGUGCUGAUGUACAAGGCCUUAACUUGGGCUGUCGUGGGUCACUAAUUGAUGAACACGCGGGUGUAGUUUCCGUCCUCGCACAACAAGCGGCAAAGCUGACCACAGACCCAACGGACGUACCUGUGAUUUGUCUGGAGUCAGAUAACGGGAAUAUCAUGAUACGGAAGCAUGGAAACAUCACUGUCGCUGUGCACAAGAUGACGGUGUGAGCCAGGCCAAAGUAGUGGAAUUUGAUCAUUUGAAGCAGUCAGCAUGGUCCAUGCUGCAGGGUGUUUAACUCCUUGGCUUAAGCCUUCAAAAGGCAGCGUCUGACCCGGACUCAUUUAUGAGUGUUAAGUCAUCAACACUCUGGCAUUGGGCAUGGGGUGUGAUGAAACGAGAACUUUUUUGAGAUAAUUAAGUUUGGGAUUAAAUGCAAACUCAGCAAAA
Molecule: messenger RNA, 582 nt
Organism: Hypanus sabinus (Atlantic stingray)
Lineage: Eukaryota; Metazoa; Chordata; Chondrichthyes; Myliobatiformes; Dasyatidae
Gene: lamtor5
Product: late endosomal/lysosomal adaptor, MAPK and MTOR activator 5
Exons: 4
Coding region: 87-362 (91 amino acids)
Biological process (GO): cellular response to amino acid stimulus; positive regulation of TORC1 signaling
Cellular component (GO): cytoplasm; Ragulator complex; lysosome
Molecular function (GO): guanyl-nucleotide exchange factor activity
Source: RefSeq, a predicted model, not a curated record